AUGAGGAAAAGUGAGGUGGAAGACGGUGAGGGAGGCCUCGGCGAGGAUGACCCGGCGGCGAUGGAGAAAGCUUUCGAGGAGAUGCGUGUGCCGCCAUGGCUGGAUCAGAUCACCUUCAGAGCGAUGUUCACUAGUCUCGUUUUGAGCAUUGUGUUCAAUGUCAUAGUUUGCAAGCUCAAUCUCUCCACCGGUGUUAUUCCGUCGUUGAACGUCGCGGCAGGGCUUCUCGGCUUCGCCGCCGUCAAGGCGUGGACAGUGAUGAUCGAGAAGUGCGGCCUUCUCAAGCAGCCCUUCACCAGGCAGGAGAAUACUGUGAUUCAAACCUGCGUCGUCGCCUCUUCCGGCAUUGCUUUUAGCAGUAAGUGCAAGUGCAUCUCUAUCUGUAUGCAGAAUAUCAAUUUCAUCAGUUAA
Molecule: messenger RNA, 411 nt
Organism: Salvia hispanica
Lineage: Eukaryota; Viridiplantae; Streptophyta; Magnoliopsida; Lamiales; Lamiaceae
Source: RefSeq, a predicted model, not a curated record